CCGCCUAGCAAAGAGUUGCCGUAUCGCCGCCUAUUCACCAUUCGAAUUAAACAAUCAAUUUGCACAAUCUAAGCAUUUUCUCUUUCAAAUGAAUGAUCCAUCCACCACGCUCCUGGCCGGCGACCCCGAAGAUCUACGGGAGGCUCGCAGCACCGAGCUGAAAAAGGUGCUUAAGCUGAAAAUAGUGCUGGACGAGCUGCGUCGCCUGGAUUUGAGGCCAAAUCAGAGCCCGGAAAUAAAAAGAGCCCUCAAAUUGGUUUCCAUUGGGAACUAUGCACAACUUGGCGAUACCGAAGGCGGUGGUCAGGAGCAAUUACUGGGCCUGCAGAAUGGCAGCAGUUUUCCGCCCUUAAGUUAUACGGAUCGAAAGACGGUGAGGAGCAAACUCUCUGCUCAGCUCCGUUCUAGAUUGCAACCCAUUGCUGAGUUGUGCGACAGGAUGCGCGAGGAAUUUCCUGAUGCCUUUGGCCACGAGGUGAAGUUAAGUUGCGACCAAAAGGAGAUCCUGAGGAUGGAGCAGGAGUACCGAAGCGGGCUGGAGAAAUUGGUAGCGCUUCAAGGACGCAAGUGUAUGCUGCUCAAAGAAACGGCUGAACUUAAAUUGGGCCCGCAGUUGGCCAACGAACUAAAAUUACAACAAGCGCAGGCGCAACUCGUACAAACAAAAGCAGAACUUCUGCGAGGUUUCUUCGUCCACGAAGCCGCUACCCGGUCCGAGCACAGUGUCAAGGCCCACAAGGAGGUUGAAGCGCAUCUGGACGAGCUUCUCGCCGCUAAGAAAUAGAUUAAGCAAAUUAUAACCAUGCACCAUAACAUAUUAGGUUUAAAUACAGUAGAAUUUAUAGCAAGA
Messenger RNA from Drosophila ficusphila, 850 nucleotides. It is a transcript of the gene dgt2, whose product is annotated as augmin complex subunit dgt2. The transcript has 2 exons. The record is from RefSeq and is a predicted model, not a curated record. The coding region runs from base 89 to 784 and encodes 231 amino acids. NCBI's taxonomy places the organism in Eukaryota, Metazoa, Arthropoda, Insecta, Diptera, Drosophilidae.